GAUACAUACAUCGUUUUGUUCAAAAGUAUGUGGCCUAAUUAUAGACAGUAUUUCUUAUAGUUUUAUUGAUAUUUAUUUACCUUAAAUAAUUCUAUUUAAUUGCAAUUGAAUGGUGAUCUUCCCUAUUGUUAUCUUAAAAUAUACGUAAUGGCACAACCUCCGGAAACUCCUUCACAAAAAUUAACAAAUGAUGAUUUUCGUAAGCUCUUGGCUACUCCACGGCCAGGUGCUCCAGCAAAUUUACCCGUUGGCUCGGUCAGAGAAGCCGGUUUAAAGCCCGUUAAAAAAACUACAACACCAAUCAGCUCUGAUCGUAUUGAAGCCAGACGAAAGAAAAAGCACUUCUAUGCUGCUCUGAAAAAACAAGAAGACAACAAGCUAGCUGAACUCUCGGAAAAAUAUCGUGAUCGAGCGCGAGAGCGACGAGAUGGUGCCAAUCCUGAUUAUCAAAAUGCCGAGACGCCAGGACAUGGAAACAAUGCAUACAGAGCUGUCGCACCUGACGUCAAAUCGGGAAUCGAUGCAGCCGAAAGGAGACGUCGAAUCAUUCAAGAAUCCAAAUUCUUGGGUGGUGAUAUGGAACAUACCCAUUUGGUCAAGGGUCUGGAUUAUGCCCUUUUGCAAAAAGUGCGCUCAGAACUGCAGCACAAAGAAGACGAACAAGAAAAAGAAAUGGAAAAGGUUUUUGAAGAAAAGGAAAUAACCCUCAGUUUGGAAGAACAAGAAUUUUCAAAUGAACCAACAUUCAAUACAGUACUUGGCAAAAACAUCUACAAUACCAUACUUGCGGCUAAAUCCAAAGAAGUAGUUAGACAUGAACACUUCAUGCCAGGUCGAAUGGCUUACAUAAUUGAUUUGGAUGAUGAUAACGCAGAAAGCGAUAUUCCCACGACUUUGGUUCGAUCUAAGUACGACGUCCCGGUGAAUCAUGAAGAUACAAAUACACUAACAACUAACGACAUUGUAAUAAACAAGCUGUCACAAAUUUUAUCUUAUUUACGAUCAGGGGGACGUAAUAAAAAGAACCGCAAACGUGACAAAGACAAACCUUUGUUCAAUGAAACUAACGAUAAUCUGAAGAGCUUUCCGAACGAUAACAUUUACGAUGAUAUAGGAGAUUACAAUCCUCAAGUUAAGGACGACAGUAGAGCAUUGCCAGGUUCAAGAUCGCCACUAAACGAAGAACAAAAUGCAGAAAAGUCUUUUCUUGGUGGUGGCAAUGGGCGAGAAGGCAAAAAUUACUUUCAAGAUGAAGAUGUGCCACACGAACCGUCACCACCAAAGAAUAUCUUCAUACCGCAGAGAAUUUCAAAAUCAAUGGUUUCGAAAUUUUCCAACGAACCUCAGGGCUAUGCAGAGUGUUAUCCUGGUUUAGAGGAAAUGAACGAUGCCAUUGAUGAUUCAGAUGAUGAGGUUGAUUACACAAAAAUGGACUUGGGUAACAAAAAAGGUCCGAUCGGCAGAUGGGAUUUUGAUACUCAAGAAGAAUACUCUGAUUACAUGAGCACAAAGGAAGCUCUACCAAAAGCUGCAUUUCAGUAUGGUGUCAAAAUGCAAGAUGGAAGGAAAACUAGGAAAAAUAAAACUGAUAAAAAUGAACGGGCCGAAUUGGAUAGAGAAUGGCAAAAAAUUCAAACAAUUAUACAGAAGCGAAAAACAAAAAAAUCGGGAGAUGAGCCGGAGUACAAAAUCAGUAAAUUUUAAAAUGACCUUUGUAAUAAGUAACUUUAUACUUGAAUAUCUACAAAUAAAACUAAAUACUAACAAUAAAUCUUAUUGUCUGGCAAAUGGCAAACAUUU
Messenger RNA from Eupeodes corollae, 1800 nucleotides. RefSeq names its product protein Red (gene beag). Gene Ontology annotation, cellular component: nucleus. The transcript has 3 exons. Gene Ontology annotation, biological process: mRNA splicing, via spliceosome. The record is from RefSeq and is a predicted model, not a curated record. Lineage: Eukaryota; Metazoa; Arthropoda; Insecta; Diptera; Syrphidae. Bases 148 to 1704 code for a protein of 518 amino acids.